AUGCCUCUUGCUCACCGACCUCAGUCGAAUGCAAGCCGACAGAAUGUUGAGCCCAAGCUGCCUGACGACGAUGUUAUCACCCCUCCACACCGAUCUACCUCGACGGCUCGCUCACCCGAACACCGUCAUCAUCAUGUUCCGCAUCUGCCCAGGUUUAAUCACAAUGGCCACAAAGUUACCCGUGGUAUCCACCCAGACGGCGAGAGCGGAAGAAAAGGCAUCCACCCAUGGGAAUUCUUGAAGAUUGUCUUCCGCAGCACCAGCACUGCCUCGAAGCUUGUCAAUAUUCUAUGGCCAUUUGUGCCAGUGGCUAUUGCAAUGCAUUUUGCUCGCCCGGACCAGCAUCUAUGGAUUUUCAUUCUAAAUUAUGUCGCUAUGGUUCCCGCUGCGAAUUUGGUUGGGUUUGGUGGUCAGGAGCUUGCUCGCAAGCUGCCCAAGGUCCUUGGUGUAAUGCUGGAGACAACGCUGGGUUCAAUCGUGGAGAUUGUCCUGUUCAUGGUCUUGAUUCACAAUUCAAAGAACAACAAUCUGAUUCCUGUGAUCCAAGCAGCCAUUCUUGGUUCAAUGCUAGCCAACCUGCUCCUUUGUCUCGGCUUCUGCUUUUUCGCCGGCGGCCUCCGUCGAGAUGAGCAGACAUUUGACCCGGCCAUCAGCGAGGUUGGCAAUGGUCUGCUCUUGGUGGCAGGCAUGGGCCUUAUGGUGCCGUCAGCCUUUUAUACUGCGCUAGACGGUGUUAUGCCAAACGAUUUACUCCGCUCGAGGGUCCUGACCAUUAGCCGAAUCACUUCGAUCUUCUUACUUAUUGCCUUUGCCAUAUACGUCUGGUUUCAAAUGCGCACCCACCACGGCAUCUAUCUCGAAAUUCUGGAAAAAGAUGAAGAACUCGACGAGGAUCGCCACCGGGACCUGAAAAAAGACAAACUCACAUUGACUGAAUGCUUCAUUGCGUUGGCGAUUGCACUUGCUUGCGUCUCGAUGCAUGCUGUUUUCCUCGUCGAACAGAUUCACUACCUAGUGGAAGAACGCGGCGUGAGCGACAACUUUAUUGGUCUGAUCCUAGUCCCAUUGGUGGAGAAGGCUGCCGAACACUUGACCGCCGUGGACGAAGCGUGGGACAAUCAAAUGAACUUUGCACUCGCUCACGUUCUUGGCGCUACUAUCCAGACUGCUCUUCUGAACGCACCGCUCGUUGUCAUGGCUGGAUGGGGUCUGCACAAGGAAAUGGACCUCAACUUUGAAAUUUUUAUGAUUGUUCUGUUCAUUCUUUCGAUUAUUGUGGUGGGUAAUUUCCUCAAGGACGGUAAAAGCAACUAUCUUGAGGGUGCGCUCUGCGUUUUAGUUUAUUUGAUCAUUGCUGUUACCACCUGGUUCUAUCCAGACCCUAAGGAAGGUUCUACAAAUACUCAACCAGAGACAGAGGCCCCUGAAAAGUUACGAAUGCUCUUUCGUUAG
Messenger RNA from Xylona heveae TC161, 1452 nucleotides. RefSeq lists its product as hypothetical. NCBI's taxonomy places the organism in Eukaryota, Fungi, Ascomycota, Xylonomycetes, Xylonales, Xylonaceae. Gene Ontology annotation, cellular component: fungal-type vacuole membrane. Gene Ontology annotation, molecular function: calcium:proton antiporter activity. Gene Ontology annotation, biological process: intracellular calcium ion homeostasis; calcium ion transmembrane transport. The coding region runs from base 1 to 1452 and encodes 483 amino acids. The transcript is spliced from 4 exons. The record is from RefSeq and is a predicted model, not a curated record.